GCGACUGCGUGGAGGAGCCACUCUCCUCGGUUGCCCCCGCCUCCCCACAAGAAUCUGCAAUGGGCGACUGCGUGGAGGAGCCACUCUCCUCGGUUGCCCCCGCCUCCCCACAAGGACCCAGCAAACGAGAAACCAUGACACCUGAGAUUUGCAAGAUGCUGCAGUCUCAAGACCUCAAGAUUGCAAGGCUGCAGCAAGAGGUUUUGAGGCUGCAGGCAGAGAAUGCCCGCCUCAAUAGAGAAGUGAACGACCUGCUGUCCAGGCAGCUCACACUAAACAUGAUCUGUAAAAGCAAGAUAGACUGUGCGUUUUAUACGGGCAUGUCAGAUUUUGAGAUUUUUGAGGGGAUUUACGACUACUUAGCGUAUUAUGCUUCCAGGAUGGAGUAUUGGGGCAUUAACAGGAGGUCACCGGGCGAGAAAAAGGGUCGGUCGCGAGAGUUCGAGCCGAAAGAGGAAUUUUUUAUGGUGCUGGCUCGGCUUCGAACCGGAAUGUCGGGAAAGGAAAUUGCUCGGAAUUUCGGCAUUUCCGAGGGCCAUUUCAGUAGGGUGUUUGCAACUUGGAUCAAUAUUUUGCACCGCCAGUUGAAGGCCUUGACGCGUUUCCCAACGUGUGAAGAUCUGCAAGGCCACUUGCCUGCCGCUUUUUUGAAGUUCCCUGACACGCGCGUGAUCUUGGACGGCACUGAAGUGCGCAUUGAGAGGGCGUCAUCACUAGCGGCCCAGCGGCAGACCUUUUCAUCUUAUAAACACUACAGUACGUUCAAGGCAGUUGUUGGCUGUGCUCCCGACGGUUACAUCUCUUUUGUUUCAGAUCUGUGGGGAGGGUCUUCGUCUGACCGCGUGAUCGUUGAGAAAAGUGGGCUCUUAGAACAGCUUCAACCAGGUGAUGCCAUCAUGGUUGACAAAGGUUUUAAACUCAAUGACCUGCCACCGGGUGUGCGAGUGCACAUUCCUUGCUUCCGGAAACCUGGAGAGCCGCAAAUAGGUGAGAAUGAGCUCUCGCACACCCGACAUGUAGCAAGUGCUCGUGUCAUUGUUGAGCGUGCGAUUGGCAGAAUUAAACAGUUUCACAUUCUCGACAGACCGUUCCCCAUCACAAUGAUGGACCUAGCUGAGCAAACCUUUCAAGUUUGCUGCUACCUGAGCAACCUUCGUGGUCCUCUAAUUAAGAACUAAAAACCAGCCGCUAAGAAAAAAAAAAGCCGCUAGUGAUGACGCCCUCUCAAUGCGCACUUCAGUGCCUUCCAAGUUCACUCCUUGACGAGAUAGUAGCCUUCGUUGUCCGUCCCCCCUUUCUAUGUAUCUUCCUCAUGUCUAAUUACCGUUACCAACACGCUCGUUUUGUACUUAAAAACCACUGUUCUGCUGUUUCAAUAGACCUUUCUCUCAACUACCCAAACAUCAACUCUGCCUCCUUGCACAGGAAAUGCUGUCUCCAUUUUAAUCUCAAUGAGCAUCGUACCAGCGUACGGUCGUGUAUCACUACUGCGUGAUGCAUGUUAAAGACCCCAGGCUA
Messenger RNA from Ixodes scapularis (black-legged tick), 1518 nucleotides. RefSeq lists its product as uncharacterized. The transcript is spliced from 3 exons. The coding region runs from base 60 to 1178 and encodes 372 amino acids. The record is from RefSeq and is a predicted model, not a curated record. NCBI's taxonomy places the organism in Eukaryota, Metazoa, Arthropoda, Arachnida, Ixodida, Ixodidae.